Messenger RNA from Mercenaria mercenaria, 2774 nucleotides. Its product is annotated as tumor necrosis factor ligand superfamily member 14-like. Gene Ontology annotation, molecular function: tumor necrosis factor receptor binding. The transcript has 5 exons. NCBI's taxonomy places the organism in Eukaryota, Metazoa, Mollusca, Bivalvia, Venerida, Veneridae. Gene Ontology annotation, cellular component: membrane. Bases 87 to 980 code for a protein of 297 amino acids. Gene Ontology annotation, biological process: immune response. The record is from RefSeq and is a predicted model, not a curated record.
UUUUCCGAAAAUUCUAUUUUUAUCUCCACUAAUAAAGAACUCGCAAAAUCAAAUAAGUCAAAAGCGAAAAGAGAAGUUUGUUAAAUAUGGCAGAUAAAAACGGAUAUACUAGUGUAAAAACAAAUACCGACAACUUGAAGAGGACGGGUACAAAACGAUCUACCAAAAUUGUCGCCUGGUGUCUGAUAAUAUUAAAUGUGUUACUGCUGGCUGCACUGUUAAGUCUAGUAAUAGGAUGGCGGGAAUACAGAAAGAAAAGCCUAACUCCACAUGAACAAACCGUAUGUCAAAACUGCACCGAAAUCGGGCUUGAUGGCAAGGAAUUACCAAAGGAAAUGGCCGGAAAGAUAACAAGAGAUAUGACUGGCAAUUCGACGGAAUGGAUUUGCUGUGGAUAUACAAGUGAUGUUUUAAACUGGAUGGUUACUAAGGCAAUACACGACAGAGGAACAAGUGUCAAGUCAAGUCUUUAUCCGUUGAUAUCUAAAGAGUGCAAGAAGACAACACAAGCAAAGCCGUCUGCGCAAGUCAACGGAAUAUCAGUGUCAGAAAUGGCAAAAGAACAAACAGACGUAAUACAAUGGAAUACAACUGAAUCUUCAUUUAUGGGAGAAGGGAUCACUUACAAAAAUGGCAGACUGACUAUCAAACAGCCGGGCUACUAUUAUAUAUUUUCACAGAUAAAACUGAAAAAUAUUCCUCUUUCAUACUCAACAAGUGACGUAUUCGCGAGUGAAACUUUGCCUAAUCACUGGAACCAUUAUAUUUUCCACGUCUCAAGUGAAAAUGGAAAAGAACAAAAGAUUCUCGAAAGUAGUAGAUCGCGUUGUGAAAUGCCAAAUUCGGGGGAUGAGACUACGAGUUCAUUUGGUGCAGUAUUUUACCUGGCAGAAAAUGACGAAGUUUUUGUAAACACUUCCCAUCCACAGUAUCUUGCACCUUGUGAAGAAGGAAACCAUUUUGGUUUAUAUAUGACUUGACAUAUAUGUGAAAUAUCAUCUGUGACACAUGUGAACCCUUGGAACGUUCCAUUCAUAUAUUCAUCGUCUCACUUGUAUGUUUAUGUAUGCUUUAGGUAUUUAUUUCCUAGUGAUUUAAGCACAUGACUAUUUCAUUGGAAAUAGACAAAUCACAUGGUUCAGCAAAUGUUGUUGUGAUCUACAGAAGUUAGUUCAAUACUAUUACACAUUAACAUAUUAAUUCAAAUAUACAUUUAAUCAAUAUGAGAAAUAAAAUAGGGUUAUUACUAGAGUACCAUUAUCUGCAAAGUUGUAUUCGGCUCAUGUGUGGAUUUUGCCAGGCCUAGAUCUCACGUGGCGCUAACGAUGGGAGAUGAGUACAAUGUUUUGUAUUCAAUUCAGUAAAUAUUUAUUAGUAAAAUAUGUGAUGAAUUUGAAUAAAAAAAAUCAAGGGUAUAUAUAUAUAUAUAUAUAUAUAUAUAUAUAUAUAUAUAUAUAUAUAUAAUAAACUUUGUUAUCAUCUGACAGUAUUUUGUCUAUUAUGACAAAUGUAUAGAAAUGCAAAUUGUGUAUUUGUAUAUAAUUGUUUAACGAUUGCUUCAACAUACUUGUUUUGCUGUAAACAUAAUAAUCUUGUCAGUAAUAGAAUAUUUUUCGUUUCGUUUCAUUUAUUGUUUAUGUAAUGUAAAAUAACAUAAAGCAGAAGGGGCGAAAGUUUUCUGUCCAGUUCUACUAAGUAUUUGGUCAAUGCUUUAUACAGUAAUAUAGAGUAGCUAAAAUGACGUUUCUGUGUAUAUAUGUACUAAAAAAACAAUAAAUAAAUGAACAAUAAUAUUUCUGUAAAUAAACAGAAAAAAGCUCGGGUUAAUCAUAACGAAAUGAUUAUGAAUGAAGCUAAUAGUAUGUAAUAUAACAUUACACAAUGUUUAUUAAAUAAUUUUAUUGAACGAACCUGUUUAAUGCAUCUUCAAAUGUGUUUUUGCAAUACUGAAAACUUCUGUGAAAAUAUCCUUUGGAAGCAAAUAACGCAACCAAAAAUAUAAUAGUAGACACGGUUUGCUUGAGUCUUUUAUGAGAUGUAAUGCAAUGUGCAACACCGAUCAUGCCCCCAAAUACAGGCUUAAGCGGAAUUUUAUUACAAUAAACAUGAAUUUUCACAAUGAAUCAGAAAAUAUAACGGCACUGAUUGCUAUUACGAAGAGACAUUUUAGAACCGCCAAACUGCGCUUAAAGGCAAUACAAUACGUUUAUUCUGGAUUAUGAAAUAAUUUAUGAAAUAAUUCAUUUUUCUGUCUGCAUCCUUUUUUUCUGUCAUUAAAUUUUCUCCUCAACACAGUAUUGUUGCAGAUGUAUUUCAUAACAGUGAUAAACUUUUGUUUUCUAGCUCUUGUUAUUUGUUUUCUUUAUCAUAAUCAUGUCUUUAGUUCGUUCAUUUACUCGUGCGUGUCCCGUGAGAUUUGUAUCUGUUCAGUUGAUAAACUCAUUAAGGUACAUGUAACCACCGAACCUUAUUUUACCUAAUACUCAGAAAUGUUCAAAUUUCUAUCGUCUAUAGAAAACAUAGAUUUAUUUAAAACUCCUUAUUGGAUAGAUAUUUCCUCUUUAUAUCCUUUGUUUCCAGUUUUAAAGAUAGACAUUUCUGUUACUACGUCUAACACAGUUAUGUAUAUUCACAUGUUGCAGAUAGUUUUUUAUUUUCUUAUAUUCAAUUUAAAAUAUGUUGCAUAUUUUGUAUUCAUAUCAUUAUGUAAAAAAGCUUGUUUAUAUUAAAGUCAAUAAAACUAAAAGAUAUAUUAUUAAAAUACUUGUAUAUUA